Microdochium trichocladiopsis is the source of this 474-nucleotide messenger RNA. RefSeq lists its product as uncharacterized. The record is from RefSeq and is a predicted model, not a curated record. Lineage: Eukaryota; Fungi; Ascomycota; Sordariomycetes; Xylariales; Microdochiaceae. The transcript has a single exon. Bases 211 to 456 code for a protein of 81 amino acids.
CUUCGGCACGCCAGCCCAAGAUCUGCACAUCAACUCUAUCCCCAUUCUUCAGCUCGCCUAGUCCUUUGACAGUCGAGCUUGUCUCCAUACGGCGCCCGAUGCGACAUACCCCAGCCUUUGGGGCGCCGCCGAUGCAGUUUGCUCGGGACGUAACCUUCCGGCUGGGCCAGGUCCCCGUCCUCGCAAACUGCCGAGUCCCCACCAAUCGACAUGGCCGCGCUCCUGGAUCCUGUCAACAUGACACUCCCUCUAAUUCCCUGGCGCCAGGAACCGUGGGCUCCAAUUAAUCAUCACCGAAUUCCACCUGGCAAUAGGCACUUUCCCGAUCCCGUUUAUCUCUACGGGCACCGCUCAUUGCAGGACAACCCCUGGUCCAUCCGUCUCCAAGACAGAAUCCCUGAUGCCAGGUCUCAAGGUCACAUUCCAUGGUCUGCAAUGGCAGUCGCUCACUCGUGACCCAUGUCAGGAACCGAU